Molecule: messenger RNA, 1459 nt
Organism: Capsicum annuum
Lineage: Eukaryota; Viridiplantae; Streptophyta; Magnoliopsida; Solanales; Solanaceae
Product: mRNA-decapping enzyme subunit 2
Exons: 8
Coding region: 295-1203 (302 amino acids)
Biological process (GO): nuclear-transcribed mRNA catabolic process, nonsense-mediated decay; deadenylation-dependent decapping of nuclear-transcribed mRNA
Cellular component (GO): cytoplasm
Molecular function (GO): RNA binding; 5'-(N(7)-methylguanosine 5'-triphospho)-[mRNA] hydrolase activity; manganese ion binding
Source: RefSeq, a predicted model, not a curated record
CAUCAUCACUCAAUAGUGGAAUUUCAACAAGUUUAGAAAGAAGCAACAAAGAAAGAGGGAAAACAAAUAUGAAGAGGAAGAGCUUUCCUAUUUUGAUUUCAAUUUAACAAUUACAACAAUAAAAGCUCUUUCCUCUUUUCACUUCUCUCACUCUCUCUAUAAUCAUAAUUAUACGUAUAAAAAUACGUACAAGUAUAUGUAUAUGUAUGCGUAUACGUACGUACGUACGUAGGUAAAAAUAUCAGCAGAUCGAAGUUAGGGUUUUAGUAUUAUUAUUAUUUUUUUUUUUGAAAAAUGUCGGGGCUUCAUAGAUCUUCUAGCGCUCCUUCCAAAAAUGGACUUCCUCCUCAGGAACUCCUUGACGAUCUUUGCAGUCGGUUUGUUUUGAACGUGCCAAAAGAAGAUCAGCAAUCAUUUGAGAGGAUUUUGUUUCUUGUGGAGUACGCGCAUUGGUUUUAUGAAGAUAAUUCUGUAGAAAAAAAUCCGUCAUUGAAGUCUUUCACUCUCAAGGAAUUUACCUCCUUAAUGUUCAACAGUUGUGAUGUUUUAAAACCAUAUGUUCCUCAUAUAGACGACAUAUUCAAGGACUUUACCUCUUACAAGGUUCGAGUUCCUGUAACUGGGGCCAUCAUCCUUGAUGAGACUUUUGAACGGUGCUUGCUAGUAAAGGGAUGGAAGGGUUCAAGUUGGAGUUUUCCACGUGGGAAAAAGAACAAGGAUGAAGAGGACCACGCUUGUGCAGUUAGAGAAGUCUUGGAGGAAACAGGAUUUGAUGUCUCGAAACUUCUUCAGAAAGAUCAAUUCAUUGAAAUAACUUUUGGAGAGCAAAGAGUGCGGCUCUACAUAAUAGCUGGAGUGAAAGAGGAUACAUCAUUUGCCCCACAAACCAAAAAAGAAAUCAGUGAAAUAGCAUGGCAGAGACUGGAUGAACUUCAAUCAGCAAGUAACGAUGUCAUAUCUCGUGGGAUGACCGGACUCAAGCUCUACAUGGUCUCUCCAUUUUUAGCAUCUUUGAAAUCAUGGAUUUCACUACAUCAGCCUGCUGUGGCGCCUAGAUUUGAUAGACCUUCAAGAGGAUUAAGUGUGUGGAACGCAAAAAAUAGUUCCAUCGGAAGCAGCUCAGGUCCUGGCAAAAGUUUCAGAAACUUCCGGUUUGACACUGCUCCAAUAUAUCGUGCAAUGGAAGCUGGCUUCUCUUCUUGAAAUGUAGAGUGUAGUUGCGGUUAAUCGUCAAGUUUCAUGUGCACAUAUUUUGUUUAGCUCCUGUCGUCACUACAUUAGUCGUUGACAAAAUUUAGGACUCUUUGUGUUAAUCCUGCUUAGACAAGUUCAUAGUUUCGUGGGUGUUCUGUUCACGUUCAGGUUUGGGAUGUAUGUAUAGUAUGUACAGGAUCCUUGUAUUGAAUAGUCACCGUGUUCUUUAGUUAAUGCAAAAACACUCCUUUUAAUUUGGACACUA